Amphimedon queenslandica is the source of this 966-nucleotide messenger RNA. RefSeq lists its product as uncharacterized. Bases 1 to 888 code for a protein of 295 amino acids. The record is from RefSeq and is a predicted model, not a curated record. Lineage: Eukaryota; Metazoa; Porifera; Demospongiae; Haplosclerida; Niphatidae. The transcript has 6 exons. Gene Ontology annotation, biological process: ribosomal small subunit biogenesis. Gene Ontology annotation, molecular function: rRNA binding. Gene Ontology annotation, cellular component: nucleolus.
AUGCUUGGAUCCCCCUUGAUAAAUUCUAAAUCUGCUUUUUCUAAUGGGUCAAAUUCCUCCACAUUGAUUCCUCUUGUCAUCUCACUCAUGCGCUCAUCCUCUGACAUAAAGACAUGCUGGACAGGUGAUUUGUUCCUUCAGUUUAAGGAGAUCAAGAGAAGACGAAAUAGACAUGCUGCAGAGAAGAAUGAAGGUAACCUCACUCCAGAAACGAAUAAAGGUAACCUCACUCAGUCGAUGUUAUUUUAUAUCUGCUGUAUAACCUCUUUUACUGAGCUGAGCCUGCAGGAAGGGUGGGGCUGGGUAGAGCUAAACUCACGUCAGGAUAUUUCCGUAUACUUUAACCACGUGCUACAACGUGGUUUAUCUUAUUCUCUAAUUAGUAUCCGCCAUUUAAACAUGAGCGAGACUCAGAGGGAGAAGAAAAGAAAAGAUUGGUGGCUGAAACAGAUGAAGAAAAGAAGCAAAGAGACUAAGAGUAAAACGAAGCAACCAACAGAAGAAGAGGAGAUAGUAGGAGAAGAGGCCGAAGAAGACACUGUAGAUAAAAAAAGAAGUAGAUAUAUUCUAUUUAUAGGAAAUUUACCAUAUUCGGUAUCAUCUGAUGAUAUUAUGCAUCACUUUCGAAAGAGAGGAGUACCCAUUCAACAGGUACGAUUGCUGACAGAGAGAGGGUCAGCGAAAUCUCGUGGGUGUGGUUUUCUUGAAUUUAAUAGUGUCAAGCAUCAACAGAAUGCUUUAAAGUUUCAUAAGUCAAAUCUUUCUGGGCGGAGCAUUAACCUAGAGGUGACGUGUGGGGGCGGAGGAAAAGGUGAGAAAAGGAUGAACAAGAUAAAAAAGCGCAACGAGAGAUUGUCAAAAAAUCGAUUAAAACAACAGCAACAAUGAAACUUAAUUAAAUGCUUGAAAUCAAAUAUCAUUAUCUAUUGUUUAAAAAAUCCAAAGACAUUUAGUUUAUGAAAAAAA